AUGACACAAACGGGCAGAGCAACUCCCAAUUCAGAGACGCUGAAAACACUAAGAGGAUUUUAAAACACGCAAAAAAACACUGGAAAUUAAAAGGAAGAGAUUUGGAGUAAAGUUACCACCAAGAUGGAGGAAUGUGAGAGUGUGGGCGCGGAAGUGACAGAGCUGCAGGAGUUUCAGUCUGAAGCUUCAGAUGCAGUCAGCCAGGACGAUGAAGACGAACUGGAAGAACUUCAAAACAGCCUGAGAGAAGUUGUCCAGGACCAGUCGGUGAAGCCCAAGCUUCAGUGCCUGAUGGUGGAUCCAUCGUUCUCGAUGGUAACGGUUCAGAGCGAGGACAGUGGUAUUGUUUGGGAGACGGCCUCCAGCCGCUGCUCUACGCCCUGGGCAUCUGAGACAAGCUCCGUCUCUGACACUUGCAGCAUGGAGGGCUCUGGAGCUGCAGGAAAGAUCACCAUCGUCUUUGAUGAGGAUAAAAUAGUCCGCAGGAGGACGAGGUCUGGAGGGAGGAGUAGCAGGCUGGGGGACAGGCUGAGCCGGCCUGGUAGCUCGAGAUCAGCUUCAGCUCUGGGAACAGAGAGGCCAGAGAUGGCAGAAGUUUCUAUUCCCAAUAUCAAACAGGAGACAACCAAAACAGAGCCAGACUUGGAGGAAAUCAAAAACAAAGAUCAGCAGCUGUUCAGUUUGAUUUCUGAGGGUUAUGAGAUUCUCAACAUCAGAGUCCCUACAAAACUCCCCACGGUGGAUGAGGAGGAGAGUACAGAGCUGCAGGAUAAUUUGUCUUAUCUGAAUCAGACUCCAAAGAUCAGGUCCCGAAACCACCAUGACUGGACAAAACAGCAGAAUGGUGUCGUGCCCGAGGAUGGAAAAACGCUGGAUCACUUGGAGCCCUCAGAGCAAGAUUCUUCUCAGCCAUCAGUGGACACAGAAGACAGACAGACACCCACUCAGAAAGAGACCACCAGUGACUUUGACUAUUUUGAGAAGUUUACCCUUUUGGAUGAAGUGGUUCCUGGAGAAAAAGCACCAGAGCAGCAGGAAGUGGCCAAACAGUCUGAGACAAAACCCCAAGCAGGAGAGCAAAAACCUGCUCAGAAGAUACCCAAGGACAACCUCUCCACAUCCGAGGACUCUUUUGUAUUCGUUACAGAUGUGGACAUAGUGGGGGAGCACCUGGAUGAGGUUUUCUAUGGAGAAGGAGCUCCAGCCAAUGCAUUGCAGCACAGGGGGGAAGACAAGGAGGAUGAAGAAGCUAGGAUUAGAUCAAGAAGAGAAAGUCAGCGGUCAACGAAGGAGAGCGGCUCAGUGUUGUUUGAGAGUGAAGAGACCACUCUCACGCCCAUAUUUAUCUCCUCUGGACCCCCUAAGAUCAUAGACCCCAUCCUGCUGGAGGAGCCCACUGCCAUGUCCUUCAUGUACUCAGACCUUUACGAGGAUGCUUUAGGCGAGAGGAGAAGGAGCGACGAGGAAUGCUCUGAGGCAGAGAGCGUGGUAUCUGAGAAGUCUUACAGGAGACGUUUGUCAGACUCAGAGGAAGCAGACGGCUACCUGGAGAAGUUCACUUUAAAAGAUGAAAUUCCUACAGUGGAGGUUAAACCUGAGUCGGAGGAGGACGCAGGGGAAGGGAGAAAGAUGUGGGGGCAGAAUAAGUUUGAGAUGACAGGAUGUCUAAUAAGAGUGGUCAAAGAAGAUGAUGGAGAGAAAACAGAGGGGCAGAAAGUACAGGAGGUCAGUGUUGGAGGUAACGGUGAAGCUUUACCAUCAGGAAUAUCUGAAGAGAAAAAGGAAAUUGUCACAGAUAUAGAGAAAGAUGGAGAGGAGGCACAGUUCUCUGUGGUGCAAGAGCAGCCUCUACGUGAAGCCACCAAAGAGUCUAAACCAAUGGAGGAAAAGAUGGAGAAGCAACACAUGAAACAUGAGGCAGAAUCAGACCAGACAGAGGCUCCUGAGCCUGUCACUGAAAAACCACUAGCUGAUAUUCACCUUGUCAGUAAAGCGGAGGAAACAGAGGAGAGUGAGGACCAUCAGACGCCAUGUGAGACUCAAGAAGUGGCAGAAAAACAACCUGACGUGCUUGUUGUGACUACUGAAAAGACAGCAGCUGUAAGCAGCGGGGUUGCCCCGGCUAAGGUGAUCACUGACACUAAGAUUGAGGUUGCUGGUGAAACGCUAGUAAGUGGGGCCAAAGAAGAGGCCUCGGCUGAAAUGAAAGAACCUGAAACUGUAGAGCAAGAAAUGCUCACCUUUGCUGAACCCAUCACUGAAACAUUAGUGUCUGAGAAAAAAGAAGCAGCAGAAGUUGCUCCUGAAGAUAAAGAUGCUCCACCUGUUGAGGUUGUCACUGACUGCGCUUCUGCAUUGCACACGGUAGUGGAGGUAACUGAAAAAGUUGUGAAUGACAAAGAGAUUCAAACUCAAGUGCAGAUUGAUCUUCAGGAGGCAACAAGUGUAGAGACAACAGAUGUUCCUGAAGGAGAAAAACAACAUGAAUCUUUAACAGAGGAACCUAUGGCUGUGAAGAUUAUGAGUGAAGCUGUGGUUGCUGAGCAGGAGUCAGUGGUUCAAACUGAUAUUUCAAGGGACGUAACCAGGCCUGUGAAGCCCGAAGAAGCUGAGUCAGAUACAGAUAAGAAAACCCUUGAAAGUGAGCAGCAGGAACAGCCUGUGACCAUCAAAUCUAAAAUACCUGCAGAGGACAGUAAGACUUUAGUUCAGGAUACAGUGAAUGUAGGUGAUGAGAUAUACCUCCUUGUUCCCAAGGGGAAGGCUGUAGAGAUGGACAUAGAGAUUAAUCAGUGGUCGGAAGACACUACAGAAGAUAUAGAAACUCUCCAAGAGCCUGAUAUCACAUGGACACGCCAGGUGCCAGUGGAAGAAACAAAGACAGAGCCUCAAUUGGAAGUAGAACCAGAAGCUGCUGUAAAAGAAGAACCACUUAGAAAUCAUUUAGAGCUUUCACCACUUGUACCCCUGGAGGAGGCAGAGGAGCAAGAGACGGAGAGGGAAAUGGAAGAAGAUGAAGUCGCCCUUUCUCCUCUGAGGAGCUUUGCACCCCAGGAGGAUUUGUCUGUGCUGCACAGAGAGGACAUGCAGCCAGAAGAAACAGACACAGAGCAAAAGGCAGAGAUGCACAAGACGGAAGAUGUGCCAGUAGGAGACAUUAUUAAGGAAGACUUAAUUCCUUGUGUUGAUGUGCACAGAGAUGGUGAAGGGGAGAAAAUGGUGCAAGAUGAGGGAGUUGCAGUGGCACCAGAGGUGACUGUCGAUGAGCUUGAAUAUGAGGUAAUAUCCACGCAGGAUGCAAAAGACAUGCCAGAACCGGAAACACAGACAGAUGCAGAAGAGCUGUCUGAUCAGAAACACAAAGAACAGGUGGAUGCAGAGAAGGAAGAGAAGGUAGAUGUUUUCCCAGAAGAAGAGCUCAUUGAGGCCGACUAUGAAAUCAUUGAUGCGGAGGAGGAGAAUCAGGCCCGACUGGCUGCUGAGCUGCAGGGAAUGGACUGGUUCUGUGUGACCUGUGGAUGUCUGCUAUCAGAGGACGACUGUGUGUCUGGAGAUCACCGCAGCCAUGAGAUUAAUUCUGUGGACAAAGCGUAUGAGGAGAUCAAGGAGCGGCUGAGCGGCUGGAUCUCAGAGCUUCAGGGGAGAUCAGAGAACAUCGAGGACUUGGUGUCAGAGCUAGAGCUGGCCUACAACUCUGUAGAGGACCAGUGUGUGGAGAGCGAGGCAGCGAUGCAGGCUCAGAAUGAGGAGAUGAUGGCUCUGGUGAUGGAGCAGUACAACAACAUGUCCGUCAGCAUGGAGGAGGAGAAGAAGGCCAAGCUGGAGCAGCUCUAUGACCAGAUUGUCUCCUUUCAGGAGAACAUCGACUCCGCCAAGGCCACCCUGGAGACUACGGCCAGAGAGUCUGAGACUGAUGCAUGCUCCCCUGAAGAUAUUCACGAAAGACUCAAAGCAGCUCUGGACUCAGCCCUGUCACUGGAGCUGGGUCCCAAGUCACUGAUGGUGUUUGAGGACUACGCCAAGGCCAAUACUUCCAGCUCAAACAUGGCGCAGCGCAAGGGAAUCCCAGUGCCUCAGAGGCCCACACUGCAGCCCCAGGAGCCGGGCUCAGCCACCAGCACCAGUGUCACCGUUUACUGGAAAGUCAACCCUGGGGAUAUCAUAGACUGCUUCCAGGUCUACUGCAUGGAGGAUCCACAAGGAGCUGUGUCCGAGGAGUACCGCGUGACAGUGAAGGAGAGUUAUUGCGUUUUGGAGGAACUGGACCCUGACAAGGUCUACAAGGUGUGGGUGAUGGCCGUCAACUACACAGGCUGCUCUCUGCCCAGUGACAGACUCGUCUUCAGAACUGCUCCGUCAGUCCCGGCGAUCGACACAGAGCGAUGCACGGUCAUGUGGGACUCAGCCACGCUGAGGUGGAGCUCAGCAAAGCAGAGUCCAGAGCAGAGUUACACUUUAGAGUACUGUCGCCAGUAUGAACUGGAGGGAGAGGGGCUCAGAUCCCUCUCAGGAAUCAAAAUCUGUGAACAGAGGGUUCUCCUGCAGCCCAACGAGAAUUACCUGUUUUACAUCAAAGCUGUGAACGAGGCCGGUUCCAGUGAACAGAGCGAGGCUGCUCUCAUUUCCACAAGAGGGACGAGGUUCCACCUAUUGAAAGGGUCGGCUCACCCUGCUCUGGAGCUUUCAGAGGACCAGACCACCCUGCACUAUUCCCAGCACGCAUACAACACCUCCUCAGCCACAGACAAAGAGUGUCCUUCCGUCCUGGGUGAGCUGCUGCCAGCAGGAGGUCGCUACUACUGGGAGACCAUCGUGUCAGGAAGUACGGCCUACAGGCUCGGAGUGGUGCACGGCGCGCCCAACAGAAACGGCUCACUGGGAGAAAACAGCGCGUCGUGGUGUUUGCAGUGUGUUCCCACACCAUCAGGUUGCAGGUACCAGUUACUCCACAAUGACAUUCAGUCCAGCGUGUUUGUGGUCGAGAUGCCUGAGCGAGUGGGCACUCUCCUGGAUUACCAGCUCGGGCUUUUAUCUUUCUACAACACUCAAAGCGGCCAGCUGUUGGGCAGCGUCAGGCAGCACUUCACCCAGCCGUGCCACCCGGCCCUGGCCCUGGAGUUGCCGGGGAGGCUGGAAGUCAGCAUGGUGCUGGAGGCCCCGGAGUUCACCAAAGACAGCUAGCUCCACGACGUGUCACACUCGCUGAGGACUUUACAGUUCAUGUUGGACAUUGGUUGAUUUGACUGGUUUUAUUUUAUAAUGAUCAGGACGAUUACCGUUAACACUAAUGCAGGAGAUUGGGGCCCAUUGGUCCGUGUGUGUUUUUGGAAAAAGGGAUUUUAAUUGUUUAGAAGAAUAUUUUUCCUGAUUGAACGCAAAUUGAAUAUUAAUACUUUUGAAGCAAAAGAAAUGAAAAUUAUCUUGUACAUAUCAAAAGUGACAGAAGUAAAAAUGACUGGAAUUGAGUGCUCUGAAAUCUUUACUUUAAUUGCUUCUUGUAAUUUGUUGAAGGAAAAGUGAAAUGCUGCUUGUCAUUCUGUAAAUCUGACCAUCAAGUAUGCUGAGGUGACAGUUUUUUACUUUUUUGUAAAUGUUUAAUUUACCAGUUUUCUCUGAAAACAGAUCAAGAAUACCUGCUUUAAUUAGUGGCUCAAGCCAUGGUAGUUCUAUCUUUUAUCAUCCCGAGGUUUAGACAGCGCGUUCAUAUCUCUAAACACACACCGUAGCACUUUUUAAUCCGUGUUUCAUAAUGUGAAUAGACAUGUUUAGUGUAAAUAACCUUUUUAAACGGACAUGAUCAGUUCUCUGUUUUAUUAUUUGCGUGUGAAGGCGGAUGCAGAUCAGCUGUUUUUCUUUCCCUGUCUUGUAAACUGAUUUUCUCGUCUGAUCUAAUAGGAUAUGAUUAUUUCUCUAUUUGAACAACUGGCCAGAUUUGUUUGAUUUGACUCGUACGCCCUAACAUUGGUUCCCAAACUGGGGUCCACACCUCCCUGUGAACGGGUGGAGAAGACCACGGGGGUGAAGCUUCGUCUUCCACUGAAUAAAAUCACGAUCAAGAAACUUAAUGAGUGAUCAAAGGUUUCUGUACACAACUUUUUAAAAGCACAGGUUUCGGCCCUCAGUCAGAACUAGUUCUAGGCCAUUUUGUUACCUGUGGUACCAGCUCAUUGCAUCUUUUAUUCUUAUUUUAUGAAUAAAACAACAUCUCAGAGAAA
This is a messenger RNA of Mugil cephalus (flathead mullet), 6215 nucleotides long. It is a transcript of the gene cmya5, whose product is annotated as cardiomyopathy associated 5. The coding region runs from base 124 to 5181 and encodes 1685 amino acids. Gene Ontology annotation, molecular function: protein binding. Lineage: Eukaryota; Metazoa; Chordata; Actinopteri; Mugiliformes; Mugilidae. The transcript has 14 exons. The record is from RefSeq and is a predicted model, not a curated record.